This is a messenger RNA of Mesorhabditis belari, 843 nucleotides long. The record is from the annotation of a GenBank genome assembly. NCBI's taxonomy places the organism in Eukaryota, Metazoa, Nematoda, Chromadorea, Rhabditida, Rhabditidae.
AUGAUAAGAGCAAGUUGGCUUGUUCUAUUUAAAAAAGCUAAAUACCUUCUAUCAAUUUAUUCACUAUAUUUAUUGAUCGCUUUAUCACAAUCCUCUGUCGUUUUAUCACAGGAUUUUGACUUCCAACCUGAUAAAAUGCGUGCACUUCUCCUCACCUCAUUCGCUCUAUUCGGAGUUGCUUGGACGCAAACAACGAGUCGGCCAGUAGAUCCAUGCUCAAUGUGCGAGUUUGUCGUUAAUCAGGCCUACAGUCACUUCAACAAACGCGAGAGCAAAUGGCGUGUCGAAGAAGAGCUGCUCAAUGAUUGCAAUAGUUUGCAAAGAUUCUACGGUUUUCAAGCGGUGAGAGAUUGUCAGGGAUGGAUCAAAACAAACAUUGAUGUCAUCUACAACGACAUGGAAAAUAACAAAACACCCCAACAGAUUUGCACGGAUAUGGGAGAAUGUGGGGCCACUGUCAAGAGCACCGCAGUCACUGCUGCUGCUGCAAUCACCACAACCACCACAGUCCUGACAACUCCUACCACUACUACUCUCACAACCAUCCCAGUGGACCUAUGUGCCGUUUGUAUAGGAGUUAUUGAUAAAACCCGAAACAGUGGUGUUGAUGUUACUGAUGAGGCUGCUUUGCUAAUCGAGUUGCUCGGCGAUUGCCAAAGCCCUUGUACCACAGUAUGGUCAAACGGUGUCGACAAAUUGCGUCCAGGCCGUCAGCCAGUACAUCUUCCAAAUCACCACCGAUCUUGGCAACAACGCAUCUUCUCAACAAGUGUGCAAGGACAUGAAGCAAUGUUUAUAAAAUCAAAUCGAAUGAAUAAACUAUUUCGAAUUUAUUCGAAUGAA